AUGUCAUCCAACGAGAGCUCCGAAACCCGUUACGGGUCAGAGGUCAGAGGUUCCAACUCCACCUGCUGCCAUAAGGAACUGUCUGUCACUGCAUCCGUCAUCUCCAUGACGGUGGGCAUCUUCUCCAACAGCUUCGCUCUCUUCAUUCUGAUCAAAUCCUACAGUCGCCACCGCAUCAAGUCCAAGGCGUCCUUCCUGCUGUUUGCCAGCAGCCUGGUGACCACUGACCUCCUGGGUCACCUCAUCAAUGGCUCCCUGGUGCUGCACGUCUACCGCUUUCACAGGAAGUGGGACACUUUUGACCCGCAUGGCAUCGUCUGCAACAUCUUCGGGGUGUGUAUGGUGUUUUACGGUCUGAGCCCCUUGCUUCUCUCGAGUGCAAUGGCCGUGGAGCGCUUCAUUGGAGUAACCAAGCCCAUCUUCCACUCAGCAGUAUUGUCCUCGCACCUCAUGAAAAGGCUGCUUGGUUUCACCUGGCUGCUCGCCGCCCUGGUGGCGUUGCUGCCUGUGCUGCUGAGGAGACCCUAUGAGGUUCAGAGAUCCAGGAGCUGGUGCUUCUUCCACAUGGAGCAGCCCAGAGACUGGCUAGAUGUGCUGCUACCUCUGAUCUUCUCCGUUCUGGGUCUGCUGGCUCUUCUGCUCUCCAUUGUGUGCAACACUCUGGCGAGCUGUGCCCUGCUGCACGGCAGGCUGCGCCACAAACACGGUUGCAGAGGCACAUCCUACCACCUGGAGAUGAUCUGCCAGCUGCUGGCUAUCAUGCUGGUGUCCUGCGUGUGCUGGGGGCCAUUACUGGUCCAUGUGAUCAUUCUCAGCACCAGAGCUAAAGAUGAACCGUCCAGUUUCAGUCUGCUGACAACAGUACGGAUGGCCACAUGGAACCAGAUCUUGGACCCUUGGGUCUACAUCCUUUUGAGGAAGGCCGUCCUGAGGAAGAUCUUCAUGUUGUUUCACAGCUGCUGGGGUUCAAAGCUUCACACCUUCCACCGCUGGCAGCGCAGCACGCUCGGCAGCUCGCGGGAGCCAAGCAAAUCUUAUUGCAUCCGCUACAGCAGACAGCCCCUGCCAGACACUGCCGUCCAAUCCAUCACCUGA
Messenger RNA from Gambusia affinis (western mosquitofish), 1095 nucleotides. It is a transcript of the gene ptgfr, whose product is annotated as prostaglandin F receptor (FP). Gene Ontology annotation, molecular function: prostaglandin F receptor activity. Gene Ontology annotation, biological process: inflammatory response; adenylate cyclase-activating G protein-coupled receptor signaling pathway; positive regulation of cytosolic calcium ion concentration. NCBI's taxonomy places the organism in Eukaryota, Metazoa, Chordata, Actinopteri, Cyprinodontiformes, Poeciliidae. Gene Ontology annotation, cellular component: plasma membrane. Bases 1 to 1095 code for a protein of 364 amino acids. The record is from RefSeq and is a predicted model, not a curated record. The transcript has 2 exons.